AUGGCUGAUGUGAAGUCGAAGAAAUACAAGGAAACAGUGAUCGAGCUUGACGUUGCGGGACCAAAAGUCGAAGAUGUUGAGGCGGGAAGAUCAAAAGCCCUUGCUCUUGCAACACUGCAUGAAGAACCCAAUUCUCGCAAUACCACACCCUUUUAUGUAGCACAACAUCCAACAUUACAAUCACCUACAUCACCAUUAUCUAGAGCAAAUUGGUAUGAGGUAUAUCGAGAACCGGGAAAAGAUCCAAAGCCACCAGAUCCGUCUGAUGUGAGUAUUCUCGGCUUUUAUCCGUUGGAUAUCAGUUCGUACAUUCGCAAUGGUCGAUUCACUAGCUUUCCAGAGCUGUUUGAGUCUCACUAUGUACAUGCGGUAAUACCAAGCGGAGGUGUUGCCUUGGGGCCUUUGGAGUCAUUGCCAGUCGAGCCCUCGAGGCGAAAUGCUGAGCUCUUUCAUUUCUUCAUCCAAAGAUUGUCGCCCUUCAUGUGCUCGAUAGAUGGCCAUGAUCCUCCUGCGACGUUCAUGGAUCAAUGGCUACCUUUUAUGACGCAGUCACCGAUCUCGAUAUAUAUCACUCUCCUCACAGCUUCUUAUUUCCAAGCUGCAACUCAUCGGAUCAAGGUCGAGAAUUCGGUUGAUGCUAUGGCUGCGAAAGGGAGGCUUAUUAGUUUGAUCAAUGCGCAUAUUGUUACUCAUAGCAAGGGUGUGAAUGAUGAGUCUAUUGCUGCUGUUAUGUCGCUGGCUUAUAACGAGGUUUGA
This is a messenger RNA of Mollisia scopiformis, 756 nucleotides long. RefSeq lists its product as uncharacterized. The record is from RefSeq and is a predicted model, not a curated record. NCBI's taxonomy places the organism in Eukaryota, Fungi, Ascomycota, Leotiomycetes, Helotiales, Mollisiaceae. The transcript has 3 exons. Bases 1 to 756 code for a protein of 251 amino acids.